AUGGGAAAGCGAGUACGCCAUUUCAUUGGAGUGGAGAGCUCUGAGCAGCUCGCAUUCAUAGAUGAGCUUCAGGCGCUUGGACUCAGUAACACGAUUAAGCUACCGGAGCUCGUUGUCGUCGGGGACCAGAACACCGGCAAGAGCUCUGUCCUUCAGGCUAUCACCGAAGUGUCCUUCCCAGUCAAGGACAAUAUGUGCACUCGCUUCCCUAUUCAGAUUUCAUUUAGACAGACAUCUGCGGCUAAGGAACUUCCUGUGAAGGCUACAGUGGUCCCGGGCCCAUUGUCUGAGGAAGAUGAUGAGCUUCUCGCUCGGGUACAGAAUUUCGCCAUCGAGAAGAAGGAACUGACCUCGGAGGUCAUGGAGGAGAUUAUAGAAAAAGCAACGGAAUGCAUCUUCGGUGACAGAAAGCCCACCGAACCAUUGACGCUGAGCGAUGCGACCCUCCGAAUUGAGCGCUCCGGCCCUGACGAAAUGCACUGGACAAUCGUGGACCUGCCCGGCUUAAUACGUGGAAAGAAGUCGAGUAAGGCUAGAGACGUAUCGAAUGACGCUGGUACUGGAUUAAAUGAAGAAUCGCAUGUCCGGAAUAACGCGGCAGUGGCGGAGGAGUUGGCUCGUACUUAUUUGAAUAACGAACGAAAUAUCAUUUUGGUUGUGGUCGACAACGUGGACGUGGAGCGACAUAAGACUUUUGAGUUGAUAGAAGAGAUACCGAGUCUGCAGACCCGAUGCAUCGGGGUUCUCACCAAAUGCGAUCGGAAGCAGGAAGGAUCAGACCAUUGGAUGAUCAAACUUCUCCAAAACGACCUGGCCACUGUUCCACACUUGGACCAUGGUUGGUUCGGGUUGCGCAACAGACUGCCUACUGAGCGGGAUUCGUCUGACGCAGAUCGAGACGACAUGGAACUCAAGGAAUUUGCUAAGCCAGCCUGGGAAGGUCUAUCGAAAGAUAGGCUUGGAAUCCGAUCGUUGAUGGGCUACAUCGACAAGGAACGACGGACUCAAAUCCAGAAAGAGAUCCCCCACAUUAUCACUGAAAUCACUCAGCACCUCCGUGAGUGUGAAGCAAAUCUGAAAAGAAUGGGAGAGUCGAGAACUACUGCGCGAGCUCAACGCUAUUAUGUCCUCCAGUUCUGCAAUGAGAUGCAGAAGAUGGCUGAAGGAACCUUAAGAGGGCAGCACCAAGACAUACCUUCCACAGAUGCAAAGGCUAUGCUUCGUUACAAAAUCCGACUUCGUCUGGACCAAUUUCGUGACGAUAUGUGCAAGAGCGACAAUAUUGCGAUCGCAAUUACAGAUUACAAAACAGACCUGGAGUGGCUCAGAUCUCAAAGCUCCGAUCCCAGGGUAUGGGAGGAGCAUGUGGUCAAUGGGCAAGGGCUCUACGCAGCAAUUGCUCAGGAAGCCAAGAUAUGCGAAGGAAGAAGCCUUCCUGGAAGCGUUCAUCCAGAUGUAGAAGAAACCCUUUUCCGGAAGCUCUCAGCGCACUGGGAAAGUAUCGCCCGUGAGUUCGUUGAGGAUAUCAAGAUCAUGGUCUCGGACUGUUACAACAUCCUAUUAAAGAUCGCAAUACCGAAUAGCAAAGUGCGUCUGGAAGUAAGUCGUAUUGUUGGGAAAACCCUUGAAGAAUGGAAUCGAGACGCAGACAUGGCACUUCGGGAAUUGGUUGAGGAUAACCAGGCCCGUCCUUUGAUUACUCGCAAUCCACAUCUACUGUCGUUUACGAGCAUGACAGAUGAGAUCUUGCUGGGGCAUUCAUCGAAGAAAGCAGCGAGUGGUAAGGCCAAUGGAGCUUCGAAAGAAGAAGAUGAAGAACCAUACUUUAUACCUACCUCCUUGAACCAAAUUCUGUCCGCCCGAGCGAGACUAGAUGGAUACUACAACAUUGCCCUAUGGCGUUUUAUCGACAAUGUCGCGAUGCAGGUUAUGGAGAGACAUGUUCUGGGACCGAAAUGUCCAAUGCGUGUUGUCUCCGCCGAUAGGUUUGCUCAGCUUGAUGAUACUGAGCUGAACACCGUUGCCGGCGAAGAUGAAGCCGAUACUCGUAUGCGCGCAAGACUAGAGAGGACGCAAUCUCGCUAUCAGAAAGCACUUGAGCGAUGGGAGAGAGUGAGGGUUCUCUAA
This is a messenger RNA of Aspergillus pseudonomiae, 2127 nucleotides long. Its product is annotated as putative dynamin family GTPase. The record is from RefSeq and is a predicted model, not a curated record. Bases 1 to 2127 code for a protein of 708 amino acids. Gene Ontology annotation, cellular component: cytoplasm; membrane; microtubule. Gene Ontology annotation, molecular function: GTPase activity; microtubule binding; GTP binding. The transcript has 5 exons. NCBI's taxonomy places the organism in Eukaryota, Fungi, Ascomycota, Eurotiomycetes, Eurotiales, Aspergillaceae.